Molecule: messenger RNA, 3144 nt
Organism: Marchantia polymorpha subsp. ruderalis
Lineage: Eukaryota; Viridiplantae; Streptophyta; Marchantiopsida; Marchantiales; Marchantiaceae
Source: the annotation of a GenBank genome assembly
GAACCGGCUGCAGCCGGUGCGUCGCGUCAGUGCUUCAACGAGCAAGUGCCCGCCACUCUGCCGCCCGUUUCCAUGUCACUGAAUGCAGCGGAGUGCAGCAGCUCGGCAUCUGGCUGCCCUGCGAAUUCGAGAGUCUGCGUGUGUGUCGAGCUAGGCCGAGGCGAGAAUUUCAGGUCGAGGAAUCCAUGGCUGUGGGCUGGCGAAGACGGGAGCGCAGGGCAGACUGACGGGCGAAUGCGGUCGAGGAAUAGGGGCGCAUGCAAUGCAAAGUGCAUCGUUCUCGGCAAUGGACAUUCGCGUCGGGUUGUCCUCCUGGGGCUCUUUAGUGAACAUUGGCUCUCUUGAUGCGGUACAUCUUUCGAUUGUUAUUCCCUCGCACGCUUAUUGGAAACUUUGUUAUGUUCAUAUGGUCGACUUGACCCUUUCUUUGAUGAAAUGAUUUGGAUGUCGGAGUUGAUGAUAGAAGUUUCAGCCCGUGACUAGUAAUUCCGACAGGCCACCGACUCCUAUACUUGGGGAAAGAAUCAGGAUUUUGUUGACCCGACUGUCUGAACCUACUACCGUUGUCUGUCUACAUGUUCUUAGUCGAUUUACAAGUUGUAAAUUCUCCUACACAUGGUUGCUUUCACAUUGCUAAGUCUACUCCGAGAAUUUUAUGUAGACGUGACCGAUCAGUAAAAUCUCUGCUUUAGACUCUGUAUCUUCUGGGGGAUCUCUAGUGUUACACGAAAUUCAGCACGUCUGGAGAGUUGUCGCAUGUUUGAAGGUCUUCGUCGCUCUGACCGUGCUUGUGGAUUCUGUUGAAGAAUUGGAGAUAAUCAAUACCACAGCUUAAGUGAAUUCCUGCUGUCCACCGUUGCUGCCGCGUAGUAAAUGUAGCCAAAAUACAUGAUUUCGAGAAUUUUUUUGCGGUUGGAAUCACAGUGUCUGGGAAGUGAUUAAAAAAGCUGCUCCGAGAAGGAGCGUCAUUUAAGCAUUAUGGGCCACCAGAUCAAAGGAAGGCCUCUCGAAGAGGUGUCCAAUCUCGGGCAAGACCGAAAAUCUCUCAAGAGUAAGCAGCUGGAGGACAAAGCUAAGAAUCCCAAAACUUCUACUCCAUGGCAUGCCAACAAGACUUCCACUCAGACAACAGAUGCAAAACCUGUUAAGGGCACUCCAUGGCACAGGACAAAAAACACCAUCAAGCACACUCCUCUCCCGGAAAUCAAGACGUUGAUUGUCACAAGCACUCCUCUGCAGGAAUUGCAUGCAGCUCAUUCGAGACUAUCGGACUCACUCAAGCAGGUAGACAGCCUGGUGGAGACUGCCCAUCGCUUGCGUCUUUCGAACCAGCUUUCUGAUGAAGAAACAAGGAGAAUAGCAUCGGCUUUUUCGGACAUGACGGAGUUGAUGAAGGUAUGGCAAAAGUUUCUCCAAAACGCUGAAGAAAGGCCGCCGUCACCACAAAAGCGAGAGGUUCUGAACCUUGCGGAGGUCACCUCGCCUCCAUGUGGCACACUGGAAGGAGUCUCCUUUUCGUUCCUGGACAACUCCAUCAGCAGCUCACCCCUUGUUCCUUGCAGUUUACCAUCUUCCCUCUUCUGCCUAACUCCCCUUGCUAGGCCUCAUCUUCCCAAGCGAGACCUUGCAGCUUUUUCUGGAGUCCAAGCUGUGCUGGAAACCAGCAGCAUAGGAUCGAAUUCAGAUGAAGUAUACUCAUUUUCAUCUUCACCACUGCGCGAACCUCAACCCCUUCCCUCCAGCCCUGGACCCAAUAAGUCCAUACCUGGCACUUCUCAUCUAAGCCCUCAACUCGAGAUCCCCAACUCACAAUCAUGUGAAGGUGAUUCACAAGCGCCUGAUGUUCUCAGCCCUCUACCUUCUACUCCGAAGAUUCUCUCCCCACCUCGUUCUGUCCAUCUGAAAGGACCCACUCCUAGCAGCGGAGGUUCUUCUGUCGGAACUCCGCCUCAUCUUCGAGAGCAACUAAAGAAUAUACCCGACAGUCCUCCAUCUGUUGACCUUCAAACACCCGCAAUACCCAAGGAGCUCGUCCUGAGGUAUCCAAGAUCUUUCGGCAAGAUGGGUUCCAUCGUGAGUCCCUCAACCCCUAUCCCUGAAACUCCAGGAUUCGGCAGUUCGCCACCCAAAACGUGCAAACCACUAGGAGUGUCGAAAAUGGGGUGUUUUGCCGAUUCUUCAGAGCCUUCAACUCCUUGUGUCACGGCCAAAAAGUAUUUCGAAACUCCGUAUGCCACACCAGGUUCUGUAUUGCCUCCCAUGACUCCAAUGAGUGUGUCCACCGGAAUGACGCCUCUAGUCGAUGACAUCACUGCCAGCGCCAUCCAACGUAUGGGAGUGAAAGGCCUGGAAGAAGAGCUGUGGAGAAAAUUGAAAGCUUGGAACAUCGAUUCCUCUUUGACAGGGCGAUCCUACGUCAAAUCAAGGUUGUCGUUCGGAGGCCCAAGAAAUACAUACGGCAUCGACCUUGCUUGUAUCGAGGAAACCUCCGAACACGGACCAGCUCUAGACUCUGUUUCGGAAGAGGGUUUUGCCGUUCGACGACGGGAUGCCUUUAUCUAGUUAGAAGACAUUCAUCUUGCUGUCUGUAAGCCACCACAUUCACAUCACGACCUCGACCUACGAGUUUAAAGUGCGGGAUCAUGUCGUCAAAUAGCUCAUUCAGUUUGCUCACUGCACGCCGAAGGCCAAGUAUCGAAGUUCUUCCAUGAGCUGUGCUCGGAUGUCUGCUCACCUGCUGUCGGGAUAAAUACAUAAGUAGCUGAGCCCUCCAGAGCCUUCAAUGCCGAUCUCUACACUUAUGGAGGCAAAGCUCGUUGAAUGUCGAGGGCACAGGGCGGAAGACAUUGCCUUGGACUGAUCUCCGCACAGCUUGGACAUCUCUCGACGUCACCAAAGCUUCAUCAUCGAAGAUGAAUGCAACAUGUCGAACCUCCAUGAUGGAGGCGCGUGAUGAGGUUCAAAGCAAAUUAUUUCUGUCUUCGGCUUGGUACGGGCUUCGAAUCUUAGUCGCUUUAAAGAAAUAAAAUGCUUAUUGUUUUGAAGUGCAACUUCAAGUUUUCAACAUAUUUUCGUUUUCUUAUCAAUUUUUGUAAAUCAGACGGAUCUUCGAAAUACCAUGAAUAUUCAUGUCAUCAUAUUUGC